Molecule: messenger RNA, 1140 nt
Organism: Nomascus leucogenys (northern white-cheeked gibbon)
Lineage: Eukaryota; Metazoa; Chordata; Mammalia; Primates; Hylobatidae
Product: serpin B6-like
Biological process (GO): negative regulation of endopeptidase activity
Cellular component (GO): cytoplasm
Molecular function (GO): serine-type endopeptidase inhibitor activity
Source: RefSeq, a predicted model, not a curated record
AUCAUGGAUGCACUAUCAGAAGCAAAUGGCACAUUUGCAUUAAACCUUUUGAAAAAGCUAGGGGAAAACAACUCGAACAACAUGUUUUUUUCACCCAUGAGCAUGUCGUCAGCCUUGGCCAUGGUCUUCAUGGGGGCAAAGGGAAACACCGCAGCUCAGAUGUCUCAGGCACUUUGUUUUAGUAAAAUCAGAGGUGAAGAUGGAGAUAUUCAGCGAGGUUUCCAGUCACUUCUUGUUGCAAUUAACAGAACUGACACUAAAUAUGUGCUUAGAACUGCCAACGGGCUCUUUGGAGAAAAGUCUUAUGAUUUCCUCACAGGUUUUACAGAUUCCUGUGGCAAAUUCUACUAAGCAAAGAUAAAACAGCUUGACUUUGUGAAUGAUACAGAGAAGUCCACAACACAUGUAAACUCCUGGGUUGCUGAUAAGACUAAAGGUAAAAUUACGGAGGUGCUGUCUCCACGUUCAGUUGACUCAUUGACUAAGCUGAUUCUUGUGAAUGCCAUCUACUUCAAAGGAAUCUGGAAUAGUCCAUUUGAACAACACAAAACGAGGGAAAUGCCUUUCAAAAUCAGCAAGAACAAAGAAAAACCUGUGCAAAUGAUGUUUCAGAAAUCUACUUUUCAAAUGACCUAUGCAAAAGAAAUAUUAACCAAAAUUCUACUGCUUCCUUAUGUUGGAGAGGAGCUGAAUAUGAUCAUCAUGCUUCCAGAUGAAAACACUGAUUUGAAAACGGUGGAAAAAGAACUUUCUUAUGAGAGAUUCAUAGAAUGGACAAUGCCAGACAAGAUGCAUAAACGAGAGAUGGAAAUUUUCCUUCCUAGAUUUAAACUGGAGGAAAAUUACAACAUGGAAGAUGUCCUUCGUAGUAUGGGCAUGGUCGACGCCUUUGAACAGGGCAGGGCAGACUUCUCAGGAAUGUCGUCUAAGAAGGGGCUAUACUUGUCCAAGGUCAUGCACAAGUCCUUUGUGGAGGUCAAUGAGGAAGGCACAGAAGCAGCAGCAGCUACCACCUUAAAAGUAGCUUUAUUGUGUCGCAGAUACCCCCUCAGGUUCUGUGCAGACCAUCCCUUCCUUUUCUUCAUCCAGCACAGAGAAACCAAUGGUAUUCUCUUCUGUGGCCGGUUUUUUUCUCCAUAA